GCAGCACAUUCGCGUGCUUCGCCAUAUACGACAACCACCAUCGGAUCGAAAAAUUCUCUCUCUCUCUCUCUGUGGAAUAUAUUUGGUUCAUCUUCUGCUUCGAGAUAUAUCCCGCCACGAAUUAUGAGCCAAAUCAUUCGGUAUAACGCGCUGGUGCUUGCAGUUUUAGCAGCUAUUUGCUUGCAAGAUGCCAUCGCCUCGCCGGUUCUGCCACGAGGUGAGAAUAUGUCACUAGCUAUGAAAGUUUUCGCGCAACCCGAGUACGUGGAGGCAUUGGCCAAAGAGCUCGAGAAAGAGAGUGCAGCAUUGAAGGCCGAGGAAGUAGCGAGGCGAGAAUUCGACCAGAGCAAGCCAAAGUUCGCCAGCCACAGGAAAGGCUACUCGGAUCAAAUAAUCUUCCCGGCGGAGAUGAUCAGUUUGCAAGGCAACAGCAAGCGUAACUUCGAUGAAAUCGAUCGAGUUGGUUUCUCCGACUUCAAUAAGCGCAACUUCGACGAGAUCGAUCGCGCCGGUUUUUCCGACUUCAACAAACGCGACUUCAACGAGAUUGAUCACUUGGGCUUCUCAAACUUCGGUAAGCGCAAUUUCGACGAGAUCGAUCGUAAUGGAUUUUCAACGUUCAACAAGCGUAACUUCGACGAGAUCGAUCGCAGUGGAUUUGGCUUCAACAAGAAGAGAAACAUCGACGAAAUCGAUCGAAAUGCAUUGUCAAUUUUUAACAAGCGCAACAUAGACGAGAUCGACCGUAGCGGCUUCUCAGGAUUCAACAAGAAGCGCAAUUUCGACGAGAUCGAUCGCAACGGAUUUUCAACAUUCAAUAAGCGUAACUUCGAUGAGAUCGAUCGCAGUGGAAUGCCAGGCUUCGCCAAGCGCUCGAUCUCAUCAUCGAAGAACAAAUCGGCGAAUCAACGGAGUCGUUGAACUACCUAACGCAACGACAACGAAAGUGCAUCGCUGACACGACACGAGAGGAAAAGGGACAGGCACAGACGCCUCAUUCGAACUUAUAUUUGAUGCUCGUCGUUACAUUAUCUCAUGAAUAUUUAUUGGAAUUUCGUUCUGUUUCUAUUUUCUCCGGAAUACACACACGACCGUGCCAAUUCGUUAAGCACAUCAAAUCUUUUUACUUUCUUUUUCCUUAAGACCAAGAAUAUUGAUUCAUGCUAAUGAUUAAGUUCUGUGUGUGACAAGCUUCUUAUUUCAAAUGAAUGUUCAAGAUAUCUGUGUAUUUUAAACUCUUUUUUUAUAUACAUUUCAAUUGUUAUAUCGUCCAACUUAUCGGCUAACGCUGAAGCACAAAUCUCAUAGGAUAGCUUAAUUAAUACAAGAUUGAUGUUUGCUUUUGACCUUCUUUCUGAAGAUAGUUAAGUUAAAUUGUAUGAUACACAUUUUUUAUCAGAUAUAUGCAUAUAUCGAUGAUUAACAUGUAUACUGUUUUAUACUAUACUUUUCUUUGAAAGACAAAAGGUAUUUUCUUGUAAAUUAUUAAAAUGUUUAAA
Molecule: messenger RNA, 1499 nt
Organism: Phymastichus coffea
Lineage: Eukaryota; Metazoa; Arthropoda; Insecta; Hymenoptera; Eulophidae
Product: orcokinin peptides type A-like
Exons: 4
Coding region: 124-921 (265 amino acids)
Source: RefSeq, a predicted model, not a curated record